AUGCUUAUUUAAUAAAGACAACCACUCAUUUAAUUUGAUGAUUAUAAAUCCUUUUUGGGUAGUUAAUGGAUUAAGAUUAAUUAUUUGAGUUAAGCUCAAUCAAUCGAAUGCCCAAAUGAUUUUGUAAAUUUUAUUGACAGCAAAAAAGAGAAAAUAUAAAUUGACCAGGAAAAGUUGGCUAAAUUCUAAACAUCUAAUCAAAAAAUAAUGAUACUCACAUUCUUCAUUUAUGGGUACCAUAUCACUUAUAUUGAAAAAUAACAAUUUCGUUAUAAUUUCUUCAAAAAGUUUAUCGAGACAAUUGAUAGAAUAGAACAAAAAACUCUGGAAAAUUUAUAGAAGUUCAUAGAACCUCAACAUCCAAUUAGCAAAUCAAUUUUACUUGAAUGCAUUCUAAUGCUUCUUCAUCAAACAUGUAUAUUAAUAGAAAUAAAUGAGUAAAAUCAUUUAGAUGAAUGUCAGGAUGAUUUCUAGGCUAUACCUGAAAGUAAAGUAUUUUAUAAAUAUGCUUAUAUACAUUUGGUUGAAUAAAUGAAGGAUGUAUUGUUUAAAUGCUAUAAUGAAGGACAAUUUUUGAUGACAAUAUUUAUUAACUAAUUAUUUUUGAGUGAAAUGAUAGUUGAAAAGAUACCACAAAAACAUGUAACUAAAAUUAGGUAUUACGAUACUAAGUUUAUAAUUGAAUUAAUGAAAGAAUUUCUUGAUUGUUCAGAUAAAACAAUUCAUCUUACUAGAUAGUAAAUAAAGCAAAUUUUUCAAUACAAUCAGGAAUCCUAAGGUAGAUUAUCGAAUUAAAUAUUUUAUAAUUUAGAGAACUUAAAUGAUUAAAUAAUUUUAAGCCUUUAAGCCUUAAGAAUUUGGUUGAACUCUAAGAACCAAACCGUCUUUUAAUAAAUAAAAAAAUUUUUAUAAAAUACUUUUUAGAAUUGCAAUUUCAGUUUCAAAUACGAUUAAGAAAGCAUCAACCUAUCCUUUGAAUUGCUAAGUAAAUGAUUUUAAUAUAUAUUAGGUCAUAUUUAAAAUUAAGCAUUUAUUAGUGGUAUUAAUUAUUCUGAAUAAUUAUUAGAAGAACUUAUAUAAAUUUUUCAUAUAUUAUGGAAUACUUUAGAAGAAUAAACUUAUGAUCAACUCUAUGAUUAAAAAACAGAAUUUUGGUUAAAUUAUAUUCAUAAAUUAAAUUUACUUUUGAAUCCUUUAAUACCUGUACCAAAAGAAACAGUAAAUAUUAAAGGAUGCGCUGGCCUAUAUCUUAUUUUAUAUGACAAUAAUUUAAAAAAAUAUAUACAUUCUACUACUAUUUUAUUUCAUUUUAUAGAUUAACUUUAUCCUUUAAAUUAAACUCUUAUAAAAUAAAGUCAUUUGCUCUAAAAUUUAAUUAAAUCCUCCAUUGAAUGUAUUGUGGAUUAGAAACUUUCAGAGAAUGAAGGAGUUUUAUAAACUAUAGAGAAAGUCUUAAAAUAAGUUCAAUUUAUUAAUCCAUAAAUUAAAUAAAAGAUCUUUUAGUUUAUUUGGACUAAAAUGAUUCCUGAAGAUCCUUUUUAUUUAUAAAUAUUAUAAAUGGUUGUUACUCUAUAUUUAGAAAACGAAGAUUAUUCUCUGGGUACGAGAAAUAGCUUUUUUAUUUCAAUUUUAGAGAUGGAAAGUCGUAAGAAGAUUGUUCAUCCAUAAAAAUUUAAUGCUUUUCUUUAAAUUUGUUAAUACCUUUGUCUCGAAUAAGCCCCUAUAAAUAUAGAAUAAAUCUUUUCUGAACAUGAUCCUAGUGAUAAUUGUGUAUAUUUAAAGUAAUUUAAAAUAAAGAGAAGUUUUUAAGAAUUAUUUUAAGUAAAUAAUUAUUAUGAUAUAAUAAUAAAUAUUAUUUCUGGAAUAAGUAAUACAAUUAAUUUGGUUUAUCAAUUAAAAGAGUUUAUUAAAUUAUUAUGGUUAUUAACUGAAGAACUUAAAUUAUGUUAGAUUGAUUUUGCAGAUGAGUUCGUUACAUUCUUAGAAUAAAAAUUAUACUUAUUUUCAGAUGAUUAAAUGAGAGAACUAAUAGAACUUCUUUUUGAUUGUUCAGUUUCUAUGAUAAGUAAAUAUAUUAGGCUAAAGAAUGUAUCAAAUGCAGCAGAGUAAUAUGGAGAACUACUAAUAUAAAAUGAAUUUUGUUUAAAAGUAAAUGAUAUACAAUAUAUAUUUUAGGUAAUUGUUGAAACAUUCUUAUUUAAUAUAACUGCUUCAGAAUAAUUAAGACUUAAAUGUAUCUAAUUUUUAGGUAUAUUAAUUUCUAUGAAUGACUAUAAUAAAAUGAUAUUUAGAGAAGCUAUUAGAUUAUCUGUAUAAAAUAGUUUAUAUGAUUUAGAACUUUUUAUUGUGUAUGAGAAAUUAGAAAAAUAAGAAUUUAUAAAAAUCAAUGGAAGAAGUAUUAAAAAGGUCAUUAUCAUUUAUAAGAAAUGAUUAAAUUUAAAGAUUAAUUUAAAAUGCUCCUAAAGAAUCUUAAAAAAAUAAAGUAUUUAAAUAAUCAGAAUUUUCAUAAUAUGUAGGAACCACUUUGGAAAAUCUUUAAAAUAAUGGAUGUGAAAUUAAAUUUAAAAGAUAGUUUUAAUUAUUAGGAAAAGAUAGUGGAAUUAUAAUAAAGAAUUAUAAAGACUUAAGUAUAAAUAAAUCAUGGAGAUCUUUUUCAAUUUUAAUGGAGUUCAAAAGAGAAGGUUUUUAUUUCAUUAAUUCAAAUGCAAAAUCCCUAGAUGAGAUUUAUAAAAAGGAAUAGAUUCUUUUUGCAUAUAGUGGUUACUUAGAGAGGCCAGAAAAAGUAGAUAAAGGUGGAAUAUAGACAACAUCUUAAAAAUAAAAUACUUUUUAAAUAGAUUUAAUUUAAGUUUCAUUAAUUAAUUAAUAAUUAUUACACAAAGAAGAAGAGAGAAGUUAUAACUAUCUUGAUAAUCUUAUAAAAGUUUCAAUUCUUACUUCAGAAUAGUAAACAUAAGAAUUUUCAUUAACUUACACAUAAUAAUCAAAAGAUGAGAUUAUAUUAAUUUUGUUUAUGUAUGAUGAAAGAAAUAGAGGAAAAUUUACAUUAAAUAUUUAAAAUAAAGUGAAAACUUCAUUUUAGAUCAAAUCAUUUUUAUAAGAAUAUGUUAAAAAGCAUUCUGAAAAACAUCAUCUUAAUGUACAUAUAGGAUGUUAUUAUUAAAAUUAAUAGUUUUAGAAAACAUUUUAAGGAAUUAUAAACAAUUUUAUUCUUAUUGAAAAUAUAUUAUUAGAAAAACAAAUUGAAGCAAUAUUUUCAAGAAAUUAAACAAAUUUAGUAGAAGUAGUUGAAAAAGAAACAAUGAAUUUUGGAGUUGAUGAAAUCUAAAGUAUAAUAUUUGAUUUAUAUUAUUAGGCAGGGAGAUGCAAUACUUAGAUUUUGAAAAAUUUAAGUAAAGUUUUUAAAUUGUUGAGAUUAAAGAUGUAUUGAAGAUUAUAAAAGCUUAAAAUAUAUAAGAUUAAAAUUUUAUAAUGACAAUGAUUAAGAAAUAGAUACAACAUAAGAUUAAUUAUUAAGAAAAUUAAGAAGCAAAAGUUAUUUAUCAAGGGGCAAAUAUUAUUGAAGAUACAAGUUUGGCUGAAGUUUUUUUAAGUUUAGAGAAUAUUGAAAUUAUUCUCUUCAUAAUAUCUAUAACAACUUAAACUUAUUUUGAGAUAGAACCAUAAUAAAGGAGAUCUUGUAAGUUAAGAAGUGUUAAAAAUGUUUUAUCAAAUGGUACUAAUUCAAGCAAAGGAGUUUUUAGAAGAACUAGUUAUUUUGAUUCUCUUUCAAGAUAAAUAUUUUUAAUAAAAGAUUUAAGAAAAUGUAGUGAUGAUUAUGUUAAUUACUAACAAUUUUAAUUCAAUUUAAAAAAAUAAAACAGCUCAUUAAUAUCAUAAGGAGAAUCUCCAGAACAAUAAAGAUAAAAUUUUAUUUAAUUAGAUUCUGAUCGAUCAAAUUCAAAUUCAAUAAAAUUGACUUCUUAAUUUUAAGUUGGUCCAGAGUUUGAUUAAGAUUAAAUGGAUUAGACUUCUUUAUUCAAUAUCCCAAUAGUAUAAGUAUAAACUACAUUCUCUUAAGAAUAAUAAAAUCCUUUUGUUUAUAAAUCAAAUGAGUCUGAUUAGAAGAAGAAUUCUUCACCUGAGAAAUUAAAUUUAGAGAGGCGAUCAAAUUAGAAAAUUACUUUGGAGCAGUUUAAUUUAGAUAGAAAAGUUAAAUCAUAAUUCACUGGAAGAAAAAAUACAAGAAAUUAUACUUGUUAAAUAUCAAUGAAAAAUGGAUAAUAAAUAUAGAAGAAUAUUUAAAAUAUGGCUGAAAUAUAGAGUGAUAAAAAUAUUGAUAUGCAUUAUUAAGAAACUGAAUAAAAUAUGUUUGAUUCUAAUUCAUAUCCUUGUGAAUGGAUUCAAGUAAAGAUGUAAAUAUUUGGAGAAUUGAAAUUAUUAGAAAAAGGGAAGAUCAUAUAAUUUUAAAGUGAUGGUUAAGAACGUCCAGAUAAAGAAUUUUAUAGUUAUGGAACAAUAGUAUUGAAAUUUCUAUAAUUAUUAGGCUUGUAAUUUAAAAAAGGUGAAGAAAAUAAAAACAAUAAACACUUCUCAAAUUAUAGAAAUUUAAACAAGGAGAUAUUCACAUAAAGAAAUUGCUUUAGAAAUGUUUUGUAAAAACACAAAGUCUUACUUUUUUGUUUUAUAUGAUUAAGAUAAAAGAACAUAAUUUUUGAAUUAAAUAAAAUUUAACAAUUUCAUAAACAUUGUGAUAGAUAAAAGAGCAGGUAAUUAUUUGAAAAAUAGAGAUUAGAAUUUUAAGCAAAAGAAUAUACAAAGAAAUGGAUGAAAGGAAAAUUAUCAAAUUUUGAAUAUUUAAUGUUAAUAAAUAAAUAUUCUGGAAGAUCUUUUAAUGAUUUAAAUUAGUAUCCAAUAUUUCCAUGGGUUAUAACUGAUUAUAAAAGCAAGAAAAUAGAUCUUGUAAUUAAGUUUAAUUAUUAUGAUAGAGAAAUAAAGAAAUAUAUAGAGAUUUAGAAAAAAUGAUUAGUACAUAGAAUAAAGAGAGAUUAGAAAAUUGUAAGAUAAGAGCAGAAUCUUUAAAAUCAACUUAAAAUGAAUAUUUUUUAUUUGGGUCCCAUUAUAGUGUGGCUGCUUAAAUAAUUAAUACUCUAAUAAGAGUAGAACCAUUUACAACAUUGUCAUGUGAAUUAUAAGAUGGAAAAUUGGAUUAACCAGAUAGAUUAUUUUUUUCAAUUUAAAACAUUUGGGAAUCAUGUUAAAAUGAUAAUUAAGAUUAUAGAGAAUUAAUUCCUGAGUAUUUUUUUUUACCAGAAUUUUUGAAGAAUAUUAAUAAAAUAUAAUUUGGAUAAAAAUAAAAUUAAGAAUAAGUUGAUGAUGUAGUAUUACCUCCUUGGGCUUCAAGUAGUGAAGAGUUUAUUGAAAUUAACAGAUAAGCCCUUGAAUCGAGUUAUGUUAGUGAGAAAUUACAUUGUUGGAUUAAUUUAGUUUUUGGAGUUUAUGCAUAUGGUGAGGAAGCAAGAAAAAAAGAUAAUUUAUUUCAUUGGCUUACUUAUGAUUCUUGUUUAAAUUAUUUAAAUAAAUUACCAAGAUAAGAGAGAAUGGGAUAUUUAGCAUAAAUAUAAUAAUUUGGAUAAGUUCCAUUUUAAUUAUUUACAAAGCCACAUUGGCAAAAAUAAAAAUGGGAUUUAAAUUUGUUUUCACCCUUAAACAUACUUAAAUUAUUAAGUGUUAAAAAUUCUAGUUAUUUUAAAACUAUUAUAAAAUUUGAUAAAAAAUUUGUUACAAAAAUUUAUAAGGAAAAUGAAAUGUUAUAUGUUCUUUUAAAUAAUAAAUAAGUUUACAAAUUAAAGUAUUUAUCAUUUUUAUAUUUUAGACUAAAUAGUAAUUAAGAAAAAAGAGAUAGUGAAGAGAAGUUGGGAAAUUCUUCAAUAUUUUCUGUUAGAGGAAAUGAGAAACUUCAAUCAAAAGGAUUAUAAUUUUAAUUUGAUGAUAAUCUCUUAUUUGUUUGUGGAUAUUUAAGUGGAGCAGUCUAUAUAUAUAAUUUAUUCUCAGAUAAAUCUUAAUAAGCUUAAAUAAAUCAUAAAAUAAAAUUACAUAAAAAGAGAGUAACUUGUUUAUCAUAUUCUCCAAAACUAAAGAUUUUAUGUUUAGGUGCAAAAGAUAAUAGAGUAACUGUAUGGAAAACCACUCAUUCUUCUGAAAAAUAAGUUUUAUUCUCAUCAACUCCAUCAUUGAUAUUGUAUGGUCAUGAUAAAACAAUAAAAUGUGUUCAUAUUGAUGAUAUAUUAUAAGUAGUAGUAAGUUUGGAUAAAAUUGGAAAAUUAUAAAUUCAUUCAAUUAUUACUGGAAUAUUUUUGAACGAUAUAAAGUUUGAUUUAAUAAAUGGUGAGAAAGUAUAAAAUAUAGUAACAAAUGGAAAUGGAUUAAUAGUAUUAUAUACAAAUAGUAAUCAAAUUAUAGCAACCAGGUAAAUUUGAAUAAUUAAUAAUUACUAGAGUUAAUGGUCUUCAUAUUUAGAGAUAUUCUUAUAAUAGUAUUGGUAAUAUAACUUAAAUAAGUACAUAUUUACAAUAACAUUUAUUGGUGUCUACUCUAAAAGGUGAGAUACUGAUAAUUUAAGAUAUUGCUAGUUUAAAUGAAUAACCUCCAAUCAUAUUCCACUUGUAUCAAAAUAGAGCCAGUAUUGGUAUUGUAACAUUUGCUUAUUGUAAUAAAUAUAUGUAUAAUAAUAUUAGUUAUGGAGAAUGAAUCUUUGGUCUUACUUAUAAGUUUGAUAGACGGAUCAUUAAAUCGAUAUGUAAUAAGUAAUGAAUAAAGUAAGAUUGAUUAUCUAUUUUUAAUAGCUGAAUUCUUUCAUUAAUUAGUCAAGUUGGGAGUAUGA
Molecule: messenger RNA, 6862 nt
Organism: Paramecium sonneborni
Lineage: Eukaryota; Ciliophora; Oligohymenophorea; Peniculida; Parameciidae
Source: the annotation of a GenBank genome assembly